AUGUAUGAAGACGGACGUGACGAUGUCAGCUAUCCCACAGAUGCCAUUGUCAGAGAAUCCCACGCUACCGAGAGGAGCUUUGCCACAUAUCGUACAGAUGACUCCGUUCGCUAUCUGAGCCAUGAUACCACCAUCGACCACACGCGACCUCGACGGCAGCAAGGAAUGGCGAAACAUCUACUGCAGAAGCUCAGUCAGAGCGGCAGAACUGUUCCCAUCAAGAGCUGGUUGUCUCGAGUGUCUUGGCGAAAAGAGAAAUACGGGUCUUUGUCCUGA
This is a messenger RNA of Ramularia collo-cygni, 276 nucleotides long. RefSeq lists its product as uncharacterized. NCBI's taxonomy places the organism in Eukaryota, Fungi, Ascomycota, Dothideomycetes, Mycosphaerellales, Mycosphaerellaceae. The coding region runs from base 1 to 276 and encodes 91 amino acids. The transcript has 2 exons. The record is from RefSeq and is a predicted model, not a curated record.